Peromyscus eremicus (cactus mouse) is the source of this 3006-nucleotide messenger RNA. It is a transcript of the gene Akt2, whose product is annotated as AKT serine/threonine kinase 2. Gene Ontology annotation, biological process: protein phosphorylation. Gene Ontology annotation, molecular function: protein serine/threonine kinase activity; ATP binding. The transcript has 14 exons. Bases 252 to 1697 code for a protein of 481 amino acids. The record is from RefSeq and is a predicted model, not a curated record. Lineage: Eukaryota; Metazoa; Chordata; Mammalia; Rodentia; Cricetidae.
UGGGGCACGAGAGAAAGCUGAUGCCAUGGUGUCCCUAGGGCCAGCUGCCACUUCUCUAGGGGCCUCUGUAGCUCCUGACCUGCUGUCCGCAAAUAACCCUGGGUUGGGAGAGGCAGGCACAAGGCACUUUGGGCUCCAUGGCCCCAGUCCAGGCCCAGGCUUCCAGACCGAACUGUAUCCGAGGCGCCUCCUGCAUGUCCUGCUGCCCUGAGCUAUCCCAAGCUAGGUGACAGCGUGUUAAUGCUGCCACCAUGAAUGAGGUCUCUGUCAUCAAAGAAGGCUGGCUCCACAAGCGUGGUGAAUACAUCAAGACCUGGAGGCCCCGCUACUUCCUUCUGAAGAGUGACGGCUCUUUCAUUGGGUAUAAGGAGAGGCCUGAGGCCCCUGACCAGACCUCCCCCCCUCUGAACAAUUUCUCUGUAGCAGAAUGCCAGCUGAUGAAGACUGAGAGGCCACGACCCAACACCUUUGUCAUACGCUGCCUGCAGUGGACCACAGUCAUCGAGAGGACCUUCCAUGUAGACUCUCCAGAUGAGAGGGAAGAGUGGAUGCGGGCUAUCCAGAUGGUGGCCAACAGCCUGAAGCAGCGGGGCCCAGGAGAGGAUGCCAUGGACUACAAGUGUGGCUCCCCCAGUGACUCUUCCACACCUGAGAUGAUGGAGGUGGCUGUCAACAAGGCCCGGGCCAAAGUGACCAUGAAUGACUUCGAUUAUCUCAAACUCCUUGGUAAGGGCACCUUCGGCAAAGUCAUCUUAGUGCGGGAGAAGGCCACUGGCCGCUAUUAUGCCAUGAAGAUCCUGAGGAAGGAGGUCAUCAUUGCCAAGGAUGAAGUCGCCCACACAGUCACUGAGAGCCGGGUCCUGCAGAACACCAGGCAUCCCUUCCUUACUGCCCUGAAGUAUGCCUUCCAGACCCAUGACCGCCUGUGCUUUGUGAUGGAGUAUGCCAAUGGGGGCGAGCUGUUCUUCCACCUCUCUCGGGAGCGAGUUUUCACGGAGGAUCGGGCCCGAUUUUAUGGUGCAGAGAUCGUAUCAGCUCUUGAGUAUUUGCACUCAAGGGAUGUGGUGUACCGUGACAUCAAGCUGGAAAACCUCAUGCUGGACAAAGAUGGCCAUAUCAAGAUCACUGACUUUGGCUUGUGCAAAGAGGGCAUCAGUGACGGGGCCACCAUGAAAACCUUCUGUGGGACCCCGGAGUACUUGGCACCUGAGGUGCUGGAGGACAAUGACUACGGACGUGCAGUGGACUGGUGGGGGCUGGGCGUGGUCAUGUACGAGAUGAUGUGCGGCCGCCUGCCCUUCUACAACCAGGAUCAUGAGCGCCUCUUCGAGCUCAUCCUCAUGGAGGAGAUCCGCUUCCCACGAACACUUGGGCCAGAGGCCAAGUCCCUGCUGGCUGGACUGCUGAAGAAGGACCCUAAGCAGAGGCUCGGCGGGGGUCCCAGUGACGCGAAGGAGGUCAUGGAGCACAGGUUCUUCCUCAGCAUCAACUGGCAGGAUGUGGUACAGAGAAAGCUCCUGCCACCCUUCAAACCUCAGGUCACUUCUGAAGUGGACACAAGGUACUUUGACGAUGAGUUCACCGCCCAGUCCAUCACAAUCACACCCCCGGACCGCUAUGACAGCCUGGGCUCGCUGGAACUGGACCAGCAGACGCACUUCCCCCAGUUCUCCUACUCGGCCAGCAUCCGAGAGUGAGCAGCCCUCUGCCACCACAGGACACAAGCAUGGCCGCCAUCCACUGCCUGGGUGGCUUUUUAAAGAAAAUUUUAUUUUGCCUUCUGGUUUGUGUUCCCUUCCCUGUCCCCCCCACCCCCAUGUCCAGUUUCUUCUUCAGUUCUUAUCCAGACUUAGCGGUCCUGGCAGCCCUCUCCUGGCCCCCCCUCUGUUCCCAGAUGAGUGCUGGGAACCUGCCCAAGGAUGGGCUGUCGGGAGGAAGGGGAGAGGUUAUAAAUCACCACCAGCCUCCAGAAGGUGAAGUGGGGAGCCGUGGGGUCGCCUGGGCUUGGGAACAAGCCAGCAGAGGCCACAUCUUGAUGAACCCCACCCCCCCCCAGCACCCCAGAUGCCUUCUAUGCUAUCAUCUGGGCAGUCUAUCUGCUGCCCCCUCACCUGGGGCAGGAAGCAAUAAUGUCCAGGGACAGGCAGAGGACUUUGGAAGCUGAGGGAUCAUCUGGGUUUGGCUCCAUAGAAAAUGGAGCCAAGUCCUUGGAUCUUGGUGGGGGAACCAGGACCAGGAGCUACCUCCUGAACCUGCCUCUUCCUCCCAGGCUGCUCUCUUGAUUCUGGAUAGAGCAGGAGGAACAUUUGGGGGCCAGCCCUCCUGUCCACAGCCCCGUGCCUUACCAGGGUUUCCUUGUAGCCAGCCUUGCCUCCUGCUGGGCCCCAGUCCCUUUGGGUGGCUCCAUUUUCUGCCUGGGGCAGAGGGAAGCCAACCUUGGCGGUUACACAUCUCACACCGAGACAGUAUUGGGCCCCUUGGACUUGACUGGGGCCUGGGAGGGGACAGAGAUGGGGACAGGUGUCUCUGGUACACAUUGGGGUGGGGGCCACCUCAUCUCCAGGGCCCCUGUUAUGGAGCCUUAAGGUGAAUGUGUGAGUGAGUCUGUCGGUGCCGUGGGUGCCAGUGUGCACCCUGCUCUAGCAGUGAGCGUCUCAGCACAUGUGUGAGUGUGCUCAGGCCUCAACCCCAGCCUGAGCCUUUGAUCCCAUGGGGUGCAGCAGGUGGAGAGGAUCCACCUGCUGCUCUGGCCGUGUUUCCCCAUCCUCAGUAUCUCUGGGUGUCUGGAAUUGAGUUUUCCUGAUUUUACUCUCCCACCCCACCCCUCAGAGUAGACAGAUCACAAAAAGGCAGUAGGGUGGGGGUAGCAGGGAUGGAUGGGGGUCAUCUGUUUUUUCCUUUUUAUGUGUGUGUGUUUAUCUGACAGUUCUCUCCCAUCCCUACUGGCCUCUCCUUACUCCUCAUAUUUGUACGGUACAAGCAAUAAAGACACUCAUUUCAAACCAG